AUGUCCAACCUGUCGUGCAGUUUGUUUUCUCCUGCCCCCAGCACAGGAGACCGUGGUUCAAACCGUUAUCUGACCAACACUGUCUUUGGUCUCAUGGCUACAACGAUCCAAGAUGUGCUUGGGCCGCUUACAGGAACCGAAGAUAUCCGCAGGCAGUUUGGUAUCGAUCUCGAAGACCCCAAUGAUCCCCUGCGGUUUCUUCAAGCCAUGAAAAACGUCGUCCAUGCAGGUGUACUACAGGGUCGAUUUCCGCUAAAUUUUCAGGAAGGCUGGAUGCCCGAACUCAGGCUCAGACUCGGAGACUGGCAGACUAUCAAGUUCCUGAUAGCGUCACUUUUCAUCUCUGCGCAUUGGCGACUGAUGACCCCAUGGCAGUGGGCCGGCGUACUGGCCGAACGAAAUCGGAUUGGGCGUGCUGCAUCUGACUCGGCGGACUUUGGACCAUCCAGGGACUCUUGGAUAGAGUACAUUAACGACCGUUACAAUGCCGAGUAUGAAAUCUCGAUUGACGCCUACUUCCCAGGCGCCGGUAUCACACGCUGGAGGGAGACUGAUACGACUGGCCGAAUAGUCAACGAAGAUGAGCUGGACUUGACCAUGAUCGACGGCACUUUGGCGACCAACAUCAACGUUCCGGGUACAGACUUCAGUCCGGGGCCUCUACUGCUAUAUUUCGUCUCCAACCCCUCUACCAACAUCGACGCCUCUCUCGCUAUCGUCAACACCCUGAUCCAAGGCAUCGAGACCAGCUUCCCAAACACCACACGACAGCAAACACCAUGGUCGCUAUCAUACCGCGCAUUUCGCGACACCAUACCUCCGGGUUACCAGCCACCUGCGGGCGCAGACGGUAAACCAGAGCCAUACGUACAUUCAUACCAGCACCUCCUCCACCUUUCGAGCCUCUCGCCGAACCGCACAUAUGUCUUUGCACAACCGCGAGCGCAACAGGAAACUAUGACGUCGAUACCGCUGCGACAACAAGACGCACAUGCCUCAGUACUGCGAUACCAAUGUUCCGCUCUGUGGACGCCGAGACACAUACUCGCGGUGCGAGAGGGGGCAUCAUAUAGCGGGGGGCUCUGUUCGAUACAAAUCGGCGAGCUACGAGCGACUCGUGAAGGACCACAGUCGGGCGCUAUCUCAUCACCCGGUGUCGUGGUCUGCAUUAGCACAACGUUGGGCGCUGAGGACACGGAUGGCAACAUGGACUCAGGCUAUGGCACAAUGGAGAAUGGUACAGCGAUGGAAUUGGACGCAGAGGAAGUUGACAUUGAGUAUGCGCAGGCUGUGGUGCGCGACUGCUGGAGUAGGAUCAAAGAUGGGCGCGAUCUGGGACGGUCAGAGAUCAGGGAAGUGAUGAUGGCUUCGACUGCAACGAAUAAAAAGGGCCAGGAGCAGGAGGCGAUGGUGCGCAUGUGGUGCGAUGCUCUGCGCAUGCGCGGAUGA
Alternaria hordeiaustralica is the source of this 1449-nucleotide messenger RNA. RefSeq lists its product as uncharacterized. The transcript is spliced from 3 exons. Gene Ontology annotation, biological process: regulation of transcription by RNA polymerase II. Bases 1 to 1449 code for a protein of 482 amino acids. The record is from RefSeq and is a predicted model, not a curated record. Gene Ontology annotation, molecular function: transcription coregulator activity. Lineage: Eukaryota; Fungi; Ascomycota; Dothideomycetes; Pleosporales; Pleosporaceae. Gene Ontology annotation, cellular component: mediator complex.